Ochotona princeps (American pika) is the source of this 624-nucleotide messenger RNA. Its product is annotated as keratin-associated protein 4-2. The record is from RefSeq and is a predicted model, not a curated record. Gene Ontology annotation, cellular component: keratin filament. NCBI's taxonomy places the organism in Eukaryota, Metazoa, Chordata, Mammalia, Lagomorpha, Ochotonidae. The transcript has 2 exons. Bases 1 to 624 code for a protein of 207 amino acids.
AUGGUCAACUCCUGUUGUGGUUCUGUGUGCUCUGAGCAGGAGACCUGCUGCCGCCCCAGCUGCUGCCAGACCUCCUGCUGCCGCCCCCGCUGCUGCAUCUCCAGCUGCUGCCCUACCCCCUGCUGCAGACCGCAAUGUUGCCAGUCUGUGUGCUGCCAGCCCACAUGCUGCCACUCCAGCUGCUGCAAGCCCACCUGCUGCAGACCCACCUGCUGCCAGCCCACCUGCUGUGUGUCCAGCUGCUGCAAGCCCCCGUGUUGCAGACCCACCUGCUGCAUCUCCAGCUGCUGCAAGCCCCCAUGCUGCCAGCCCACUUGCUGCAGACCCACUUGCUGCAUCUCCAGCUGCUGCAAGCCCCCGUGCUGCCAACCUAGCUGCUGCAUCUCCAGCUGCUGCAAGCCCCCGUGCUGCCAGCCUUCUUGUUGCAGACCCACCUGCUGCAUCUCCAGCUGCUGCCAGCCCCCAUGCUGCCAGCCCACCUGCUGUCGCCCCACCUGCUGCAUCUCUAGCUGCUGCCGCCCUUCUUGCUGCAGGCCCCAGUGCUGCCAGUCUGUGUGCUGCCAGCCUGCCUGCUGCACCUCCAGCUGCUGCCGCCCCACCUGCUCUAGUGGUUCUUGCUGCUGA